Monodelphis domestica (gray short-tailed opossum) is the source of this 4024-nucleotide messenger RNA. RefSeq names its product interferon regulatory factor 2 binding protein 1 (gene IRF2BP1). Gene Ontology annotation, molecular function: transcription corepressor activity. The record is from RefSeq and is a predicted model, not a curated record. Lineage: Eukaryota; Metazoa; Chordata; Mammalia; Didelphimorphia; Didelphidae. Gene Ontology annotation, cellular component: nucleus. Gene Ontology annotation, biological process: regulation of transcription by RNA polymerase II.
AGACCUUAGGGCGAUCAUAUCCCUUCUUCAAUCUGGGCUUCCCUUCUGGAAAACGGAGGGGGCUGGUUUCCCUGAGAACCAAGGGGCUUCCAGCUCUAGAUCCUAGCAUUCCCUCCCCCUCCCCCUGACUUCCCACUGCUCUGCAGGCUUUCCCGGUCUGAAGCGGCCUUUCGCUGGGGCAACGUUCCCACACAGUUCGUUCUCUCGGUCUAAGUCCUCCAUUAUGCCCUUUCUGGUGGGCCGUGCAGGCUGCUCGGACUUCCCUGAAGCCUCCCGCAGCCCAGCUGGGUCUGGCGGAGGACCGGCUGGUCAGCCGAGCGCUGGAGAGUGAGAGAUACGCUCUGCGCGCUGCGACUCUGCGCGCCGCGCUCCCUCCGCCCGUCCCCAGAUGGGCCCCGAGAAAGGACUACAUCCCCCAGAAGGCUUUGCCCGGGUGCGUUAUGUAAGUUUCCCUGCGAAGCGGCUGCUGGGGCAGAGGAAGGCGGGCGGCCGCGGCAGCGGAGAGAGCGGACUGCGAGGGCCACGACGGGCCGCAGCGGCGGGUAGGGGCGGCGCCGCAGUGAGGCCCGGCCCGGGGACUGGGCCCUGCGCUCGCGGGAGCUCGGCCAGGGCGGCCCUGAGCGGCCGAGCGUGCCCCCGGAGGGGAGCGGAGCGGGGCGGGCCCUCCGGACGGACGUAGAGCCCGGGAGCGCCCCCUCCUUGGAGCUGCGCAGCUCUACGCGAGGGAGAGAAGGCGGGCCAGCCCGGACGGCGGGAGGGAGGGCCGGACGGCGGGAGGGAGGAACCGACGGAGCAGGCGGGCGGCAGCCCCGGGCAAAAGCGAGGCGCCGCGGCGGCCCCCCAGGCGGGCCGCUUGGCCCGUGAGCCAUGGCGUCAGUGCAAGCGUCUCGGCGCCAGUGGUGCUACCUGUGCGACCUGCCCAAGAUGCCGUGGGCCAUGGUGUGGGACUUUAGCGAGGCCGUGUGCCGUGGCUGCGUGAACUUCGAGGGCGCCGACCGCAUCGAGCUGCUCAUCGAGGCCGCCAGACAGCUCAAGCGGAGUCACUCGCUGCCUGAGGGCCGCUCCCCGGGGCCCCCGGCCCUCAAGCCUCCCUCCGCCACCGGCAAGGAGACCGUUGGUGCCCAGCCGCAAGACCGCUAUGAACGGGCGUCCUCCUCGUCCUCCUCAUCUUCCUCAUCGUCUAUCGCCACAGCCGCAGCUUCCUCUGGGCAGACCUCCCGAAUGCCCCUGGCACCAGCCACCCUGGACUUUGGGAUAGGAGCCCGGCUUGCCAACGGUGAAGCAGAUGGGGCCCGGAGGGCUCUUCUGGGGGCCAUGCCGGGCUUGGUUUCGCCGGGGCUGCUAGCAGCCGCCGUGUCGGGGCUGGGAGGCAGGGGGAUGGCCCUGGCGGCCCGCCCAAGCUAUGGGGCCGAUUUCGAGAAGGAGAAGGCAGUGGCCGGGGUGGGUGCUGGGAGUGUGGUAGGCAGUCAGCCUCCCCGGGCUGCAGACUGCCUUGCGGAGCUGAACGAAGCCAUGCGUGGCCGAGCAGAGGAGUGGCACGGGCGGCCCAAGGCAGUUCGGGACCAGCUGCUGGCCCUUUCGGCCUGUGCCCCCUUCAAUGUGCGAUUCAAGAAGGACCAUGGGCUGGUGGGGCGGGUGUUUGCCUUUGAUGCAGCUGCCCGUCCCCCAGGCUAUGAGUUUGAGCUGAAGCUCUUCACCGAGUACCCCUGUGGCUCUGGUAACGUCUAUGCCGGAGUCCUGGCGGUGGCCCGCCAGAUGUUCCAUGACGCCCUCCGGGAGCCCGGCAAAGCCCUGGCCUCAUCGGGCUUCAAGUACCUGGAGUAUGAGAAAAGGCACGGCUCAGGGGAGUGGCGGCAGCUGGCCGAGCUCCUCACCGACGGUGUGCGUACCUUCCGCGAGCCGGCUCCCGCCGAGGCCCUGCCCCUGCAGUCCCCAGACAGUGCCUCUGCGCGCCCAGCUCGGACCCCUGGCCCGGUCCCCCGGAGGCGCAAAGCCUCCCCUGAGCCAGAGGGAGAGGCGGCUGGGAAGCUGACCAGCGAGGAGCACCAGCAGCAGCAGCAGCAGCAGCAGCAACAGCAGCAGCAGCAGCAGCAACAGCAGCAGCAGCAGCAGCGCCACUGGGGAGCAGCCCCGUACCCGGGUGAGCCUGCAGUAGCAGCAGCUGGGGCUCCUUCACCCAUUGCAGCCCUGAAGACAGUGGCUGAGGGGCUGGGCCAGUCACCCAAGGAGGGAGGAGGUGGGGGUGGAGGCCCUGGGAGGGGUGGAGGAGCCAGCCCGGCAGGCUCAUCCCCCGCAGCUCCUCAGAGGCUGGUAGCGCGCAAUGGAGAAGCAGAGGGGGAGUCUGGGAGUGGCGGCGUGGCCGGGGCAGGUGGUGGGACCAGUGGGGCUGGGGCUCCCCUGUGCUGCACGCUGUGCCGGGAGAGGCUGGAGGACACCCACUUUGUACAGUGCCCAUCAGUGCCAGGCCACAAGUUCUGCUUCCCCUGUUCGAGGGAGUUUAUCAAGACCAUGGGCCCUGCCGGUGAGGUCUACUGCCCCAGUGGGGACAAGUGCCCACUAGUAGGGUCCAGCGUGCCCUGGGCCUUCAUGCAGGGCGAGAUUGCCACCAUCCUGGCCGGUGACAUCAAGGUGAAGAAGGAGCGAGAUCCCUAAGCUUGACUCUCCCUCCUUCCCACUCCCUUCCCAGGCCCCAGAUUUCUGGAAUCCUGGACCCUGCAGCUAAAUUAUUCCCUCUGAGCAGCCCCCCCUUUUCCCGUACACCUUUCCCUUACCCACUGACUGAGCUUUCCCAGAGCUGAUCCUGGAGGCGCUAGCCUUGAGGACACCCACAAAGCUCUUGGUUGAGCCCUGCCAAACUCCUGGGGUCCAGCCCCGAGGCCAAGCUUCCCCAGAACAGCCACUCCAGAUUGGGGGGGAAGAUGGGGCCAGAACACCUCCAGAGCCAGAGACCCAGCUGUCUGGGUUUUUGCCUUUGGACAAAUUCUGUGAAUUGCUGCCCCCCGAUUUCCAGUGGGAGAUGGAGCCCUCCAAACCCAUCUCUCCUGCACACUGGGCCUCUGGAGCGGGUGCCUGCUGUUUGAAGGGAAGAGGUGGGCUCAAGGACUGGCCCAAAGCCCAGAGCCGGACCCAGAGAUGUCUGACUUUAGGAAAACAAACCCACUGUGGAACCCUUGCCUCCAAUUCCGAGGGGAGAGAUGGAUUUAAAGGCAGCCCCAGACCCCAGAGCCGGGACUGUGGACACACACUGGGUCCCUGCCCUUCAGUAGCGCUUCCUGGGAACAGUCACCUCUGCUUGUGGGGGGAGACCGGUUCAAGCACACCUCCAAAGCCUAGAGUCGGGGCCCUGGCAGCUUGGGUCCUUGACCUCCCACAGAGCUUCCUCAGAGCAACUGACCACUGAAUCCAACAGGUCCAAGGAUGAAUUCCAAAGCUCAACACUGGGCACAUUGCUCUCGGAGCAAAGCUUCCUGGAACAGCCAGCCCCCUUUCCCCGGGGUCGGGGGCAUGUGUGUGUGUGUGAGGGGUUUAAGGACAGCAUUGGUGCCCUUGCCUUCUUCAAGUGCUUCCCUGGGGAGGACACGGGUUCAAGGAAGACCUCCCUGUAGGCAGCUAGGUCCCUAUCCCUUCUCACGUCUUUCCCCAUCCCCAGACCCAGGGGGAGACGGGUUCCCUGGUCUUCUUGGGUGGGGGAUCCCUGCCCAGGCCAGCACCCUCGCAAAAGUCAGCUCUCCACCUGGAGGGGAAAGACAUGAAUGGAGCCAUAAACUUCCCUUGCUGGGGCCCUAGAUCCUUGGGGGAGGGGGGAAAGAGGGGUAGUUUCCAGGCCAGUGGCUUCCCCCACCCCAAGGGGGUUUUAGUUGUGUCCCCCCAUCUGUAGUGCUUGGCUUUUUUCUGCUGCUUGUAAUGGGGGGAGGGGGAAAGGGCCCCAAACCUGCCCUUUCAGAGAGAACAUGCCUGGAUUGGGGAACUCCUUUUUGGGGGGUAGGGGGGCCUCCUUCAAUAAAGUGAACUUUGGGGUUUUUUC